Molecule: messenger RNA, 1463 nt
Organism: Rosa rugosa (rugosa rose)
Lineage: Eukaryota; Viridiplantae; Streptophyta; Magnoliopsida; Rosales; Rosaceae
Product: protein BIG GRAIN 1-like B
Exons: 1
Coding region: 360-1424 (354 amino acids)
Biological process (GO): auxin-activated signaling pathway
Source: RefSeq, a predicted model, not a curated record
CCGUCCUUCCUUUCCCAGUCACAUUAGUCAGUCUCUGCCUCCCGCUUUUCGAAAUCGUCCUUGCUCUUUCCUGUACGCAAAACUCAGUACAAAACGACAUGAGAAAGAAACACACACUAUUACUAAUCUAAUCUAAUCUACUCUCUCUUCUCUCACACGAGGUCUCAGGGCUACUUGCAUUUCUAUUAAUCUCUCCUGCAGCUUUUGACAUUCUCAAACCCAACACUCCAGCUCUACUCUCCCUAUAAACUACUCCUCUCUCCCUCUCUCUCUCUGCUUUCACACUCCUCACUCUGGUUCUUCUGCCUAUAAAUACUCUGUUUCUGCUCUGUAAUUUCUGUGAGGGCCGGGUUUCGAACAUGUAUACGAGGGAGAGAUCGUCUUUUCAGGAAGACAAGUUCCCAGGAGGAGGAGGAAGAAGGAGAAGAAACCCUUCUUUCUCUUCUUCUCUUCUCGACUCUAUUUACCGCUCGAUUGACGAAUCGAACGGUGUCGAUCCGGGCUUUGUCAGAGAGUCGAAGAAACAGAGCAGCUCUGUUUCCAAGCGUGAAGAGACUAAAGGAGGCAGCGGGAAGACCAAUCUUCGCCGAGCCAUGAUGAUCGAGAAUUGGGUUGAGAGGCAAAGCGUUCAUAGCUCUAUGUUCACGAACUCGGCUUCCAGUUCUUCAGAGUCGAGCUCCGGAGCUGCAUUUUCGUCUUCGGAUCAAACAGAGUCGAGCUACAAAAGACGGUCGAAACAGAGUCCGGCAGUAGUGGUCUCUGUUCGCUCCGAGAAUAUGGAGAAGCCGAAAAGCGAGAGUGGAAGUGGAGGCGGGUUUACGAAGACGAAGCUUAGAGCUCUGAAAAUCUACGGCGAAUUGAAGAAAGCCAAGCAACCCAUUUCGCCGGGAGGGAAAAUUGCGAGCUUCAUCAACUCGAUUUUCAAUUCCGGGAACGUCAAGAAAGCCAAGAUGUGCUAUGUUGGAGCUGUAGAAGACGUGAGUACUUCAGAGCAUGUAACCAAGUCUACAUACUCUUCUUCUUCGGCUUCAACUUUUUCAAGGUCUUGUUUGAGCAAACCUUCUUCAAGGUCCAAGAAAUCGAGCAAUGGCAACAAAAGGUCCGUGAGGUUUUACCCAAUAAGUGUGAUUCUUGGUGAAGAUGACACUCAAAUUUCAAGCCAUAAAUGUGUUUAUGAACAAGAUCCUAGCUUGAUGCCAAAACCCACAUUUCAAAAAUUUGCAAGAACUCCAGGUCAAAAUUUCCGGAGGAGCUUAUGUGAAGAUGGUGAUGAUGAGGAAAGUGAUGCUGAGAGUUAUUCAAGUUCGGAUCUUUUCGAGCUCAAUCAACCAGUUGGGAUUGGUAGAUAUAGAGAAGAACUUCCGGUUUAUGAAACCACUAAUGUCAGAACCAAUCAAGCCAUUGCCAAAGGCUUGAUAUUGUAAUUUUCUUUGUUCAAAUUCAUGAAAAGUCAUUCUCUAUCA